AUGGAGCAAAAAACGAGGAAGCUCAUCGUGAAUCACAAGAUUUGGUUGCAUAAAGAAAACAAUGAUUCGGAUCAUUGUGCGCUCGGCGGAAUGCGCGGCGACUUCGCCUGGUAUUCGCUGCAAUCGGUGAUAACGGUCCUCAACGUGUCGGCAAUCACCGCCAACAUUUUCUUCAUUUUCGUGUGUCGGAAAGCCGGUGUGAUGCAUAAGAACACUUGCGCAAUGUUGGCCACAAUCUCGUUCUGCUUCGCUGUCAACGCUUCCGCAGGUCUUCUCUACAAUAUAUACUUCUUCGUGAUGGGCAUCAUAGGCUUCCCAAAGACGCCGAUUCAUAGCGGCUGGUGUUCGCUCAUCAAUUCUCUAAUGGUCCCUUGGGACGUUGCCACGUGUGUGCUGAUGGUCGGCGUCGGAACCGAGCGUCUGAUCGCCACGAAGCGUCACAUGCCGAGCGGUACAAUAAGCGGCUACGUUAAAGUGAUAUUCGUGUUGGAUGCGUCGGCGGCUCUUCUCGUAACGAUGAACUACGUCACUAAUUUAACGGAUAAAGGAGUGUGCGUUUGCGACGGCGCCUCGCUCUCGGAACGAUGGGCGAUGUUCAUUCGGAUAUUGACUUGCGCGGCAAUCGAAGCUGGAACAAUUUCGCUAUUCGGCUAUGUUCAUAUUUUGUCAAGAAACGAAGCCGACAGUUUGGGAAUCAAUACGGCAAAGUACUGCCUAACGCAGAGAUUCCAGAUUUACGAGACCUAUCGCACCACACACAUGCUUUUACCCUCCGCUGUUCUUCAUGCUGUAUUGUACCUUUCUUAUUUAUGUCUUUUGAUCCCUAUUAGGGACUUACGGGCUGAGCCAGAUUUGACGCUUCUUCAAUUCAAUCUCUCCACAAUUAUUUUUGCGUUUCCAUCAAUUUACGCAUUGGCGCAUCCUUUGAUUUGCAUGUCCCGACAUUACUACCUACGAAAUCGGGUUGCCGAAAUUCUUCACGGCUGGCUACCAAUGCGCCAAUGCGGCGGCGGCGGCGAUGUAAGCCAUCGCGAUCAGCGUAAAAAUCGCAGUAAAUCACCGGAAUUGAGCAGUAGUCACAGCUUUCGCUCGGAUUGCGGACGCGUCGAAUAUCGAAUCGCGCCCGAGAAACACGCCGAGAUUCUUGAGACGUUUUGGGAGCAGAAGAAGCCUCCAUAG
Messenger RNA from Caenorhabditis bovis, 1179 nucleotides. The record is from the annotation of a GenBank genome assembly. Lineage: Eukaryota; Metazoa; Nematoda; Chromadorea; Rhabditida; Rhabditidae.